UCCCACCACUCUCUUCUUCCUCCUCCCUCCCGGCCGUUCCGUUAUUAAAAUUCAUCGAACCGCCCAUCCAUCUCUCUCAUAGACUCCAUUGCUUUCCGCGCUCGAUCGGUGCAGAUUGCUCACUGAAGAGUAGCAAGGAGAUGGACAGAGACAACAUGAGGACAGACAAUGCAAGAAUCCCAAAGUCGUCGUCGUGGCCUAGGAGGACGAAGACGGUGGUGCAGAGAUGGUUCAACCUCAAGACAACCUCGGCGGAAUCGUUCCAUUCAGACUGCACUAAUGGGAGCUCCGGUCAAGAACAGCAGAAGCAGAUGCAGAGGAGGAAGAGCUGCUCAGACAGAGACGGCAGCCGUGUCACGAGGAGAGAUUUGUCAGGUGGGUGGUUGGUGGAGAGCUGUGAGAAUCUGAGGCCUCCCCCACGGUAUGGAUCGAGCUCUUCGUGGCAGCCUCCCAAGGAACUUCGGGUGCAGGUGGGGACGUGGAACGUGGGCGGCAGAGCACCGCACCAAGAGCUUGACCUCUCCGAUUGGCUCCUCAACCAACAUGCCCCUUCUUCCUCUCCUCACAUCUACGUUCUUGGCUUCCAGGAAAUAGUGCCACUCAAUGCCGGGAAUGUUCUCGGGGCGGAGGACAAGGGGCCCGCCUCCAAGUGGCUCGACCUCAUUGGCCAGGCAUUGAAUCCCUCCUCAUCUGAAAGAAGCCAUAGCUUACAUCACAAUUACCGGUGCACCCUCACUCAGGAAGAUGCAAAACCUAAGAGUGUCCAGAAGGCCAAGGUGAGCUUCUCAGAUGUGUUGGCAGUGGAUGACAUGGUAUCAGAGCCUGAGGAGGAGGAAAGCGAGCCUUCCACCUCAAAUCCGGAGUCAAGCAGUGAGGAGGAGAUGAGCGAGUUCGCAACAAUGUUGCACGAGAGGGCGAGGCGAGGGUACCACCUUGCUGCCAGCAAGCAGAUGGUGGGCAUAUUCCUCUGCGUGUGGGUCCGGGCCGAUCUCAUGCCACGUGUCACCGGCCUGAGGGUCUCAUGCGUUGGGAGGGGCAUCAUGGGCUACAUGGGAAACAAGGGGUCCAUCUCGAUCAGCCUGACGCUGCAAGGGAGCGCGACGGCGGCGUCGACGAGCCUGUGCUUCGUGUGCACGCACCUGGCGUCCGGCGAGAAGGACGGCGACGAGGUGCGGCGGAACUGCGACGUCGCCGAGAUCCUCAAGCGGACGAGGUUCCCGCAUCCCCACCGGUUCUCCAGGCCGAUACCGGGGCUGUCGCCGGAGACCAUCUUGGAUCACGACAAGGUGAUAUGGCUGGGCGACCUGAACUACCGGCUGUCGUCGACGGGCGGCAGCGAGACGCGGAGCUUGCUGGAACGGAACGAGUGGCGGGCUUUGCUGGAGAAGGACCAGCUGAGGGCGGAGCAGAGAGCCGGGCGCGUGUUCGGCGGCGGGUGGGAAGAAGGCGAGAUCCGGUUCCCACCGACGUACAAAUACCUGGCCGAGUCCGACACCUACGCUAUGGCCGCCCUGAGCUCCUCCGGCAAGCCGUCGCGAGACAAGAAGCGCACGCCGGCAUGGUGCGACCGCAUCCUGUGGCGCGGCGAGGGGGUGGAUCAGGUGUGGUACGAGCGCGGCGAGUCCCGCUUCUCCGACCACCGCCCCGUCAACUCCCUCUUCUCCAUCCGCCUCAGCCACCUCCACCACGAGGACGGCGGCAGCCUGCAGGCCACAGCCAUAGCAUGCUGCCCGCAAGGCCGGCCACCACCAAAGAGCGCCGCCACCACGGCGACGGCAACCCCAACGCUGCGUGGCGGCGCGGUGAUCGAGGCCGAAGAGAUGCUCCCACAUCUGCCACGACGGCGGGACUGGCAGUGCCUCCACUCUUCCAGAUUCUGACACGCGGGGGCUGUACAGGUGACCAUCGACAGGGACAACAACGGCAGCAGCCUCAAAAGGUGGCCGGCGUGGCGCACGCGUGCCGGCGGCUUUGACGCUGAAACAGAGGCGAGCCCCGCCGAGGACCAGCCUGACCGUGCGUGCACCGGCAGGUGCCAUACGUGCUCAUGAUUGUCUGCAAUCCGGCCACGGAGGUGCUGGCAGCAAUUUUUGCUCCGAUACAUUCUUCUCGGGAAUGCCCAAGCUUUUCAGGGGUGUCUACCUUGAGAGGAAUCUUCUUGUUUAUCUUCAUGUCUAUAGUUACACAAGCUUAUACCGUGUAGUAGGACAGUAGGAGUAUACUAAAAUAGGAGUGCUCUUUCUUCUUUUUCUUUUCUCUCUGGUCAUCUUUGUUUUGGCCAGGUGGUACGUACGAUAGAUAAUAGAGAACCUUAAACCCACAAAGGGCACAAUCUGGAAUGCUGGCAAAUUACUAAUUCAUCUUCAAUUUACAUAGAGGCUUGAUGUUUUGUU
Lolium perenne is the source of this 2393-nucleotide messenger RNA. RefSeq names its product type I inositol polyphosphate 5-phosphatase 8-like. Gene Ontology annotation, molecular function: inositol-polyphosphate 5-phosphatase activity; phosphatidylinositol-4,5-bisphosphate 5-phosphatase activity; phosphatidylinositol-3,4,5-trisphosphate 5-phosphatase activity. The record is from RefSeq and is a predicted model, not a curated record. Gene Ontology annotation, biological process: phosphatidylinositol dephosphorylation. NCBI's taxonomy places the organism in Eukaryota, Viridiplantae, Streptophyta, Magnoliopsida, Poales, Poaceae.